Molecule: messenger RNA, 756 nt
Organism: Paramuricea clavata
Lineage: Eukaryota; Metazoa; Cnidaria; Anthozoa; Malacalcyonacea; Plexauridae
Source: the annotation of a GenBank genome assembly
UUACUUCUGACACGUCAACCAUCGAAUGUCAUUAAUUUAUGUGAUUUUGAAGAUUCUACUAGACUCUUUUAUAGUAAUGAACAAGUUGGUAAUUACAACCAUGAGCAGCUAACAAAACUUGAGCAUCCAAUUGCUCAUAUUAAUGCUCGCCAUUCAUCAGCAUUGGCCAAAAAGAUAUCCUCAGACGAUAUGUCUGGGUUAGAACCUGUUGUGUUUCUAGCAAAAGGUGCUAGGGUUAUGUUAACUAUGAAUUUGUGGUCAAGUGUUGGCCUCUGCAAUGGGGCUACUGGAACAGUUGUUGAUAUUAUCUAUCAGAACAACCAUCAACCACCUGACUUACCUAUUGCAGUAAUAGUAGAAUUUGAAAACUAUAGAGGGCCUGUUUUUAAUGAAAGCCGACCAUUGUGUAUCCCAAUAUAUCCAAUCACUGUCACAUCACAGACAGAAAUAGGUUUCCAUGAGAGACAACAGUUACCUCUUAGGCUUGCUUGGGCUCUAACAAUACACAAGAGCCAAGGACUUACACUUCCAAAAGCGUGGAUAGAUAUCGGCAAAUCUGAAAGAACUGCUGGAGUUUCUUAUGUUGCUAUUAGCAGAGUAAAAUCACUUGCAUCUUGUGUCAUUGAACCAAUGACAUAUGAACGAUUAACAAGCUUGAAAUCAUCCGCUAACUUACAAUAUAGGCUUGAAGAAGAAAACAGGCUAGAUCAGUUAGCACAGACUACCAGCAAUGCAUUUAGAUCAACAGACUAUUGA